Dioscorea cayenensis subsp. rotundata (Guinea yam) is the source of this 1182-nucleotide messenger RNA. Its product is annotated as protein IN2-1 homolog B-like. Lineage: Eukaryota; Viridiplantae; Streptophyta; Magnoliopsida; Dioscoreales; Dioscoreaceae. Bases 31 to 828 code for a protein of 265 amino acids. Gene Ontology annotation, molecular function: glutathione transferase activity. The transcript is spliced from 11 exons. The record is from RefSeq and is a predicted model, not a curated record.
CGCCAAUCCGGCCCCAUUCACUGGACCCAAAUGCAUAUAUUAACUCCACCAAGCUCUCGAAUCCCAACACACACGAAAAAGGUUAAGAGAUUGAGAACGAGAAUGGCAACACUGUCAAGCGGAUUUGUGAAGGAAGUGCUGCCUCCUGUGUUGGAUUCCACUUCCAGUCCACCAAAUUUGUUUGAUGGAACAACGAGGUUGUAUGUAUCUUAUAUAUGUCCUUAUGCCCAACGCACUUGGAUUGCUAGAAACGUCAAGGGAUUGCAGGAGAAGAUAAAAUUGGUCCCUAUUGAUCUGCAAAAUAGGCCUUCUUGGUACAAGGAGAAAGUUUACCCUGGAAAUAAGGUACCUUCUUUGGAGCAUAACAAUGAGGUAAAAGGAGAGAGUUUGGAUUUGAUCAAAUAUAUUGAUGAGCAGUUUGAAGGCCCUGCUUUGCUUCCUGAUGAUCCUGCAAAGAGGGAGUUUGCCGAGGAAUUGUUCUCUUACUCGGACACCUUCAAUCUUGUUAAUUAUAAAGCCUUUACUUCCACUGGAGAUGUGGAGAAAGAAAUUGGUCCUGCUUAUGAUAAGAUAGAGGAUGCGCUGUCGAAAUUUGAUGAUGGGCCUUUCUUUCUCGGUCCAUUCAGUCUGGUGGAUAUAGCAUAUGCCCCAUUUAUUGAAAGAUUUCAAACUUUCUGGUUGGAGGUUAAGAACUAUGAUAUUACCAAAGGCAGGCCCAAGCUGGAUUUAUGGAUUAAGGAGUCAAACAACAUAGAUGCCUACACUCAAACCCGCCAUGAUCCUCAGGAGCUGCUUGCCGUAACUAAGAAGCGAUUUGGAAUUGAAUAAAGAGACCUCCGUGUUCUUCGCAGGUGGCAUGAAUGCGUCUCUGUAUCGUAGGCAUUUGCGAAGCAUUAAGAGUGUCAUCAAGUAAAAAAUAUUAAAUAUUUUAAAUAAGGAAUCUGAAGAUUGCAGGAAGGAUCAGUUUGGUGUUUGUUGUUUGUUGUCCACCGUGUCUUAGUUGUUUGAUGUAUCAUCCUUGUGAACAAGUAUCUAAGUUUCUUAGUCUGGCUUGUUGAUGCACUGGAAUAUGUAUAAUAAAUACUAAAUUCAUCAUGUUUGAUGGUGAUAUUGGUGAUGGCAUGUUGAUGUACGGGAAUAUAUAUGCAAUAAAUACUAGGUUCCUCAUGUUUGAUGGUGACA